AUGACUGAUUCUUCCGUUAUUAAAGAAGAUCAAUGUCCCUAUUCCUAUUGGUCUUUAUACUUCAACGACGAAGUUUACGAUUGCAAACACAAGCAUGUAAGCAUAAUCGAAGAGUUUACCAAAUACGCUCAAAACAUUGAUCUGCAAGUUGAAAAGCAAAGUCUGUCGAGCGAGCUUUUGCAUCAGCUAAAAACUAGUCCGCGAACUACAUUGGAUUGUGCAGCAGUGGCGUUAUGCGAACUAUUAUUCGAACCAGAUUCUGUCGAUUACAAGCUUCGUGUUCUUUUGAUUAAUUAUGGACAAAUGACAACAUUCCAAGGGCUAUCAGCUAACAUUAUAGGACAAUUAGUUUCUGUGAGAGGCGUCGUGACAUCGGUGCAUUGUCCUCGCACAUAUUCGGCGUCAGUCAACGUCAGAUGUGCCAUCUGCAACGAAAAGCAGACAGUGCAACUUACUUCUGGUGGGUCACCAUCUACCACAUCGUGCAAAACUUCCUUUUGUAAGAACAAAGGCACCCACGGCUCUCUAAAAUUCGAAAGUCAUGUUGAUCUAAUCGAUUGUCAAACAAUGCAAAUUCAAGAAGUAUUCGCUUGCGAGAGUUUAAUUGUUCCACAAAUGGUCGAAUGUGAAUUGCGACACGAACUGGUGAACGUGGUAAAUCCUGGAGAUGCUGUAUACGUUACUGGUAUCGUAGAAGUGAACAGCCAAAAAGGUUCAUACAAUACCAAUAAUCGUCAUGUGAAGAAACAUACUCUAUACAUCGAUGUUGUUUCCAUGAACAAAAUUUCGAAUUCCGAAGAAAUUGACCAAGAAUAUGCCCCAUUUAUUGCUGAAGACCUGUGUUUGAUACAUGAUAUUGUUGGCGUAUCGAAUGUCUUUAAGGUUCUAGUCAAUUCGUUUUGUACCGAAGUCUUUGGACAAGAAAUAAUUAAAGCUGGGUUAUUGCUGUCAUUGUUCACCGGAGAUCAAUCAAUACAUUAUAAUGAACAUAACGCAUUACAUGUUUUAAUUGUUGGCGACCCAGGUACACCAGCAGCACAACUUAUUUCGGCAGCUACAAUGCUCUCAAAUAUGACGGUUAUCUCUAAACAAACAACACCCGUGGAAAACCGAAAAUUAACACCACGACUGUCUCGUGAAAAUCUAUCGAACAGUUGGAUUCUAGAAGCAGGUCCCCUGGUUGCUUGUGAUCGAGGCACAUGCCGGGCAGAAGAUUUAAAUACAUUUCAAGAUUUGGAUGCUUUGGCAGAAGCGCUUGAUAAACAGUCGGUCUUAGCCACUGCUAAUCCUACCAAAGGACAUUACGACAAAUCCAAGACAAUCGCCGAGAAUACAAAAUUAAACAAUAAUCUGUUAUCACAUUUUGACCUUGUCUUUCUCAUUCUCGAUAAGCCUGAGGAAAGUUCUGACAAGCAUUACUCGGAACUAAUUAUGAUGACACGUUCUCGAGGUGAAUUCGGAUCUUCGUCACAAUAUCCAGGUUUUCGGAACGCUUGUACCAAAGCCGUGACUCACGCAACAGACGUGAAAUCUCGUUUGAGGGUAUCUCAGGAUGAAGGAUUUACUCCUGUUCCACCAAAUCUUUUGAAGGAAUAUAUAACAUAUGCGAUCACCGCAUCUUUACGCGAGAAAACAAAAUCCGUUUAUGAGCAUAUGCGCCGAAAGUAUCGGUCCUUUGUUGACGAGACGAUUACUUUGAAACAACUGGAGACUCUAUUAAAAUUAUCCAUUGCUCGUGCUCGUGUUGAAUUGCGAGAUACCGUGACCCAAGAGGACGUUGAAGAUGUUGCUGAAAUAAUAGAACAUUGCUUAUUGCAAGUCCAGCGAGACGAUGUCCAUCAGCGAAAUGAGUCUGGACGUCGAUUGAACAGCAGGCAGGCCGAGGCUCGGAGAUUACUAUCGUAUCUUCAAGGGAUUGCUUCGGCAAAUCAAAAUGAUACUUUCACUCUCGACGAACUAUCUCAGAUUAGCACAACUUUGAAAUUGCAGUAUGACAAUUUCCAGGCUUUUGUUGAUUUCCUGAAUGAGCAAGGUUUGGUACUCAAGAAGGCACCAGGAAUUUAUCAGAUUAGAUAG
Molecule: messenger RNA, 2076 nt
Organism: Paraglomus brasilianum
Lineage: Eukaryota; Fungi; Glomeromycota; Glomeromycetes; Paraglomerales; Paraglomeraceae
Source: the annotation of a GenBank genome assembly